Molecule: messenger RNA, 1935 nt
Organism: Anthostomella pinea
Lineage: Eukaryota; Fungi; Ascomycota; Sordariomycetes; Xylariales; Xylariaceae
Source: the annotation of a GenBank genome assembly
AUGGAGGAACCCGGAAGACGCUACUUCCUCCGCCGUCGCCCCGAGAGCAUUGUGCACAACCAGCCCGAAGAUGACGAUACGGCCAACGAGGCUGAACUCACCACUCCGCCCGACUCGAGUACAGAUGCUAGUGUCAAUGCAGACAUGCCCGGUGAUGAAAUCGUCGUUGGUACUCAUUCCAAUGGUGAUAAGCCCUCGCCCCUCCGUGUUGUGUCGGAUGCGGAGCCGGAGCUUGAGGCUGAGGACGAAGAUGAUCGCCAUGUUGUUGCCAAACAGCACAAGCGAAAGCGUGCAUCUCACUUCGAUGAGCUGAACGAGGCGAAGUUGGAGACGGAUUCGGUGGUAAAUCAGGAGGUGUCCCGCUCUCGAGGCGUAGUCCGGUACGGACUUUUGAACACCCCCCAUCACGUCACCUUGGGCUACUGGCGUGAUACGAACGCUCCGAGCGAGCAGGCAGCCCAUGCGGUAAUUGGCUUCAUGGACAUCCGAGAUCGACUCCGUACUAGGAUACAGGGCGUGACGCGCAGUAACGAGCCGAUCAACACGAGGCUGUUCCCCAUUCCCCCUGGUCCUGGUGGCAGUUGGGUCACCUUUGAACGCGUCGUCUUCGAGCCCCAUCUUGUGGGUCUGGACCACAACGAAAUCAAGGAAUUUGUCAAGGUGCUCACCGAGGCCAUUCUCGCGGGUGACGUCGUUAUCAACGCACUAUCCGAUGCUGACGCUAUCACUGAAGCUAAACGUCGACUUGCUGCCAAUCCGCCGGCUGAUUCGCCCCAAAUGGCCCAAAUAGCAUGGGGGCCGGUGAUCCCGGAUAACGCUGUCGGCCGCCCUGAGGUAAAGCGUCGCCGCGUUACCAAUGGAGUAACUACUAUCGCCGAUACAGCUCGCUCCCAGGCAGGCUCUCAGGCCAUUCCUCCGUCUCCUGCGAUGUCCCAAAUGAUGCUGCCGCCUCACCCGCAGUCCCAACCUCAAGCGGCGUUGCUCGGUACGAGACCGACCCGUAUUCUCGUUGGGUGCUGGACGAGGUCAGCUGUAGAGAAUGACAGAGACCGGCAUGCAGUGUACGGCAUACUCGGCGCCAAUGACAUGUUCCGAGUAAAGUUGGUGCGUGAGACCAUGGACGGUAACUACAUGGAUGGCAACUUCCCAGUUGGAGCAGGUGCUCUCUGGAUCAGCUACGACGAAGUCAAGUUUCUGCCUCACAUUGAAGGCCUGAGUCGACCCGAGAUGAAGGAGUACGUCCGAGUGCGCCAAAGCCAGCUUGAUGCUGGCGAGACAGAGGCAGAACGAACGGCAAACGAGACCAAGGCGGUAUACGAGGCCCAAAUUCGUGCUGCUGUCAUGCCCAAAGGUCCGAACGGUGGAAAUGUGUCCUCCCGACACUCAAUCGGCCUUGGUCUGGAGCGCGAAGAUCACCACGAGGGACACAAGCAGGAGCUUAACAAUGGUAUCCAUGAGUCGAGACAUGGUCGCCGCGAGAUGUUGCCACGCAACGUACACUCGGCACCUCAACAUGGUAUGGCCGAGCCCGAUCUGCGACAGGUUUCCCGGCAUCCUAGCAUCGAGUCCAUCGAGCGUGUGCAGGACCUUGCUGCCCGUGAAGUUGCCCGAAUGGAAGCAGUCCAGAUGCGCAAUGAGCGUCACAUCCAGAGCCGCGGUGUGAUGCCUAAUCCCAACAUGAUGGUCGACCCCAUGGAACACCACCGAAAUUUCCAGGAAAACCGCGACCGCAUGCAGAGGGUUUGGGCCGCCCAGGAGCAGAACCGCAUACAACAAGCUAUUGUGGAGGAUGCCAAGAUGCAUCAGGGUGUGAAGUACGAACGAAAACAGACUGGUCAUUUCGCGGGCAAGCUUGUAAGCCAAGGCACCAUCAUCAGCAUCGAUGGGGAGGACUACGUCGAGUACCGCGUGCUCACGAAGCCGUCAUUCUUCUAG